This is a messenger RNA of Phoenix dactylifera (date palm), 735 nucleotides long. The record is from RefSeq and is a predicted model, not a curated record. Lineage: Eukaryota; Viridiplantae; Streptophyta; Magnoliopsida; Arecales; Arecaceae.
UCUCUAUAAUUCCGUUUCUUUCCUCCAAAGGCCUACAACUCUCUCCCUAUAUAUAUCAUCUUGCAUCGCCUCUAAUACGCUUGUUAAAAUUUCCAUCAUGUCGAACGUCCCAACAUCUCUUUGCGAGUCCUCUUUCACCCUUUUCUGCCUCGCAAUAUCGAGUUCCGAUCCGUGGCCCUUCUCGCUUUAGUCCAUAAGUUAGUCUCUCUCUGAUCCCUUUCUUCUAGUUUUCUUCUUAUCGUGCUGUUUGUUACCUUCCUUGGGGAUAAGGACUGAAGGCAAGGAUCACCACCACCAUCAAAACCGGCUGUUUAGCUUCCGCGUCCACAUGGGAAGCGAGAAGGGGGCUUCGAGGAAGCCGCCCAAAGGGUUCGUGGGAGUAAAGGUGGGGAUAGAAGGGGAGGAAGAGCAGCAGCGAUUCAUGGUGCCGGUGGAGUACUUGAAGCAUCCGCUCUUCGUGGGGCUUCUCAACGAGGCGGAGAGGGAGUAUGGGUUCGACCACCCGGGGGCCGUCACCAUCCCAUGCCGUGUCGACCGCUUCCGCUACGUCCAGGGCAUCAUCGACCGCGACAGCAGUGCCGGUCGACGAGCCCAGCACCGCCAACACCGCGGCUUGGCCUACUUCGCCGGUUGUUUUAGGGCUUGACGGCAAAACAUAGAACAAGAGCUUAGUUAUUGUUUUUUUUUUUCUUCUUUUUUUCUUCUUUUUUUUUCUGGAAAUUGAAAGGUGUUCUG